This is a messenger RNA of Neodiprion fabricii, 863 nucleotides long. RefSeq names its product chymotrypsin-2-like. Gene Ontology annotation, biological process: proteolysis. The transcript has 5 exons. The record is from RefSeq and is a predicted model, not a curated record. Lineage: Eukaryota; Metazoa; Arthropoda; Insecta; Hymenoptera; Diprionidae. Gene Ontology annotation, molecular function: serine-type endopeptidase activity. The coding region runs from base 210 to 770 and encodes 186 amino acids.
UGGCAGUCCGCAUCAAAUCCUGUUAAUUCGCAACGCCAUGUUUCGUCGUUUUGGUAUUGGCCCUCGCAGCCUCCGCACACGGCGCCGGUCUGACCGAUCGUAUCAUCGCCGGACUUCCAGCGGAUGAAGGAGAAUAUCCUUACACCGUUUCGCUCAGAAGUUACAACAGACACUUCUGCGGAGGUUCGAUCGUCAGCAAUCGGUGGAUAAUGACCGCUGCCCACUGCUUAUCCGGGAUCCAGCCGUCCCAGAUCACCGUGGUCGCUGGUACGAACAGACUUGACUCUGGCGGUGAAUUCUACCAGGCCAUUAGAACCGUAAUCAAUCCCAACUGGAACUCUGUACUCACCCGUAACGAUAUCGCAUUAAUCGAAGUCAGCCAAGACAUAGUUUUCGGAGAUAAAGUUCAGCCGAUCGCUCUGCCCACCGAAGAUUUCAACGAGGUCGGUUACUGGGCCGAGUUGAGCGGAUGGGGAAGCGUUAGACUGAUUCCGCCAGUAGCGAAGAACGAGCUCCAAUACGCUUUCCUGCCAAUCAUGGACCAGGCAGAGUGUUUGAGUAGAAGCAUCAAGAUAACGAAUUCCAACAUCUGCACGUCCACACGGACUGGACAAGGCGCUUGCUACGGAGACUCCGGCAACCCUCUCGUCGCCGAAGGCGUUCAAAUCGGCAUCGUUUCCUGGGGAAGUCCUCUUUGCGCCAUUGGUCAACCUGACGUCCAUACUCGCGUCUGGAGCUUCGUGGAUUGGAUCAACGAAACCAUAAACUAAUAAAACUUGGGGGAAUCCGAAUACCGAGUGGUGUAAAAGCACCAAGAGCUGCUGGCUAACUGUCACGUUGCAUUAAAGAAAUCUUCAAAAUAA